This is a messenger RNA of Propithecus coquereli (Coquerel's sifaka), 3708 nucleotides long. It is a transcript of the gene SLC7A6OS, whose product is annotated as solute carrier family 7, member 6 opposite strand. Bases 33 to 983 code for a protein of 316 amino acids. Gene Ontology annotation, biological process: developmental process. The record is from RefSeq and is a predicted model, not a curated record. Lineage: Eukaryota; Metazoa; Chordata; Mammalia; Primates; Indriidae. The transcript has 5 exons.
GCGCGUUCCCACAGUGCUCCGCGACAGCCGCUAUGGAGGCCAGGAGGACAGCUGUCCUCCGAGUGAAGCGGAAGCGCAGUGCGGAGCCUGCUGAGGCUCUCGUGCUCGCUUGUAAACGCCUCCGGAGUGGCGUGGUCGAUUCGGCUGCCCAGAAGACGCCAGAGGGUCUGGAGAGAGCGGCAGAGAAUAAUGUCUUCCAGUUGGUGGCCACCGUGCACUCCCAGGAGGAGCCAAUCCAGCCGCUCCUGCGGGCUGCUCUGCACCCGUCCCGGGGCAGCCAGCAGCGUAUCCGCAGCGAUCUCCGUGCGUCGGCUCGGGAGAUCCGGCAGGAGGGCCGCUACCGGGUGGUCUCCAGUCGCCGAUCCUUGGGGUCCACCUCGAGCUGCCUGGAGUCCGAGUGCACGUCGGGGAACCCAGAAGCCGCCGGAGACUCAGGCUUCCAGCUGUUCGACCUGGUCCACGAGGAGGGAGAACCAGAGACCGCCGCAGCGGACCCCUGCAAAGUGAGUCCGCACCCAGAGACAUCUGACCCCAAUGUGAUCCUCUGCAAUUCUGUAGAGUUGAUCCGUGAGCGGUUGACUAUAUCUGAGGAUGGACCAGGAGUCAGGCACCAGGAGGAACAAAAGCAUGACAACUAUGUGUAUGACAUUUACUACUUGGAGAUGGCCACUUCAGGGUGGAUUGAGAACAUCCUCUCUGUGCAGCCCUAUAGCCAAGAGUGGGAGCUGGUGAAUGAUGAUCAAGAACCAGAGGAUGUUUAUGACGAUGAAGAUGACGAGAACAGUGAGAACAACUGGCGCAAUGAGUACCCAGAGGAGGAGGAGAGCAGUGAUGGAGAUGAAGCUUCCAGAGGCUCUGAUGAAUAUAACAGCCUCAGUGAGGAGGAAAGAGGCAGUAGCAGACAUCAGAUAUGGAACAAAUACCCUUUGGAUGUACAGAAGGAAUUUGGCUAUGAGAACCCCCACGACUUGGAUUCGGACUGAUGGUCUUGUGAUAUCCAUGAGCUUCUGCCACGGGCCCUGUGACAACAAUGGCCAUUAGGACAAGAAGUAGAAUCUGUGUGAGACUUCAGGUAACAGCUGUCUCUGCCUUCCUGCUUCUAGACUCUGAAAUGGUUAUAAAGAGUGAAGUCUUUCUUUGACAGUGGUGCCAGUGGACAGAAUAUGUAUGAAUGUGAUGCACUAUGUUUAGUAAAAACCAGCUUUGACCAUGCAAGCAAGUGAUCCCUUUAAAACCUUUUAAAUCUGAAUAUCUUAGGUGUUUUCCCAUUGUACUUACACAAAAAGGGGGAGGGGUGGUGAGACAGAAGUUUCAGAAUUGAUCAUAGACACUAAGGACUCAAGGCAAGUGAGGAAAAAGAAAGCACAUUCUGAAUGUGGCUUUCCAUCGAGAAAUGUUUAGUAUUCAUAGCACUCACCCGAAACAAACCACGGUCAGUAAGACCAAUUUUGGUACCAGAACUUGUAUCUCCCAUGAGCAAACUCUCUGUCCCUGUUCCUCCCCAAACCACAGCUGCCUUCAUUCUGACUGGGUUGGUGUUUGUUUAUUCUUCUGGCAUAACAUCGUCCACUAAAAUUUUCUGUGGUGAUCAGUAUGUUCUGUGUCUGUACCAUGCAGUAGUGCUACUAGCCACAUGUGGUUGUUGAACACUUGCAAUAUGGUUAGUGCAGCUCAGGAACUGAGUCUUUAAUUUAUAUUUCAUUUUAAUUUAAUUAGUUACAUGUGGCUAGUAGCUACUGUACUGCACAGCACAGGUCUAGGGAAACAACACACAGAAUAUUUGAUUCAAGGGGUAUCCUCUUGCCCUCUGACAGUUUCACUCACUAUCCUAUGGGAAAGUGAAUUAUAUAGGGACAUGGGUUCUUCCCACCUCUUUUAAGAUUUCAUAAUCAUCUCUCCUCCAUCCUACCUCCACCCAUUCUUUGACUUUAUAUCCAUUUUAUAGGCCUUUAUAUAAGUUCCUAUCUACAUGGAGUUGUUAAACCUACCAAAGUGAUUAAAUUCUGUGUGCUCAGGCCCUACUCUUGUAGCUAAUUAAACUAUCAAAUAGACUAUUAGUUUUCCCAUCCUAAGUAUCCACAAACUCAAGUGUUGUAAUUAAGAGGCAGCAACUUCCAUGUCUAAUACUAGUCAUCUUAGUUUCCUUCUAUAGGCAUAGAAAUGAAGGAUUAAAAACCACUCUGUGCCAUUAUAAUGUGCUCACUACUGUUUAUGUACUCGUUAAAGUUUCUCCAACAUUAAAGGGCUGACGACAUCACACACUGUACCCACUGUAGAAGGGAUUAGCACAGCAGGAGAAGGACUUAAGGAGGGAAACAACAAAGAACUGGCAGAAAUUAAUUCCACCAUGAAGGCUGAGUGCUGUAGGGAGUCUCUGGCUUUGCGCCCACAGAAGGGUUCCUGGGAGAAGUCUGGAUCCAGCACAGAGGGAAAAAUGCUUUCAUUGUCCAAAAAUGAGAAGGGGAUGACAUGGCUAACUAAGCAAGAACUGGGGUACCUGGAGUGUGAGGCCCUUUCUUCUCUUAGGGGCCACUGGGGGGCAGGAAGUUCCUGGGAUUAGCUGGUUAUUGGGUGGAGAAAUCUAAAGCCACAGUCAGGGGUCCUGAAGACAAGCACACAUUGCUUCAAGGAUUAGCUCCAGAGGAGCCCUGGGAUAGGUGCCAGUUUGGCUCAGACAGGAAUCAUAUUUUCAUAGUUUAGGCAAGUCAGUCUUGCACAAGACUCCCUGUCGUCAGGCAAGAAUUUACUGUAUAAAUCCUUAACCCAUGACAGUAGGAAUGUCCUCCCAUGUUAUCACAGAUGCAAGUCCUGAACCCAAGUUAACAGUGAUCAUGCUGCCUUCAAUCUUCUUUAUUGAGCAGGUGUAUAAUCAAGGUUACUCCUUUGUCUAUGACUGGGCAAGUUUGGUGGAGAAGAAUGGUCACAAAGGAAGACUGCCUCAUUGACUUUGCCGUUGACCAAUUCCAAAACGUAAGGAUCAGAGGCCCAUGAGCUAUGCCAAGUCAGCUGGUUCUUCUGGGCCCAGGAUGACAGUGGGGGUAUCACAAAACAGUUGUACAAGCCAAUGCAGCUUCCCUGCCCAUGCAGGAAGAUCCAUUAGGCCAGACCUACUGCUCUGGCCUGACCAGGGUGCCAAAGCCCAGACUGAGCACCAGAAUUAGUUGCUUCCACUCAUGCAGUCUGCUGAGCAGCCAGAGUGAGGUUGAAGUGGCUUUUCUCCCAGUCUUCACAGAUCUCCACAGGGAGAAAACAGAAAUCCCCACAAGUACCAAGCUCUUCCUGAGACUGAAGCCCACCAGACCUCAGAAGCACAGGGAGGUCGGCAGGAGAGGAGUGCAUUAUCCCGAGGACCCACACCAAGGCAGCUCCAAAUGUAAACAAAGCCUUGUGCCAGAGAGGAGAGGAGGAUGCAGCCUGAUGUGAGGUUUUCAGAAAAAGACAAUGACCUCUUAUAGCACCAGGGUAGGCUUGCUUAGGUCUGCAGAGCAAUCCCUCACACUGGCCCUUACAGAGAGAAACAAGUUAUUUGAUGAUUUGGGCCCAAGAAAUGUUCUCCAAGCCACUGACAGCUGAAAGAAUUCAGGCGAUCCACCUGAUUCCAGAACAGUUUCGGCCCUCUUGAAGUUCGUGCCAGAAACCUAGAGAUUUACUUUCUAUCAGCUAGAACAAAGACCCAUGGCCUCAAUUAAAAUAAAGGAUUAUCCUUCA